Messenger RNA from Linum trigynum, 890 nucleotides. The record is from the annotation of a GenBank genome assembly. NCBI's taxonomy places the organism in Eukaryota, Viridiplantae, Streptophyta, Magnoliopsida, Malpighiales, Linaceae.
CCAAAACACACAGAUCGUUAUAUCACAAUCUAUCAAUCAAUAAUCAUAAUAAUAAUAAAAUGUCUCGGUUCGUGAUGGAAUCCAACAAUCUAUGGCUGAUUGCCAUGACCGACGGCACGAUCAGGGUGAUGGAAGGCGCGUACUCGCCGGAUCUCAACACCCACGACGUGCCGAAAAAUCCCACCAGCUGGAAGCAAGCGGCUCGGAUCGGGAGCAACGCGCACUGCACCCACCGGGAGCUGGAAGUGUUCGGCGUGACGUUUACCGGCGAGAAGGUGGAGGAGCUGAGGAGUGGCAUCGCCGGGCAGCAGAGGAUGGUCAACAGGGAAGGGUUCAUCGUCACGUGGCUCAACCCUGGCGGCGGUAGCACCAGCAUCAGGCCCAACAGCCUCCUGCGCCGCCUCAACGACCUCUACCAGUGGUCCAAGCACGGCGUCCAGGUCACCGUCCCGGUGGGGACCGCGUGGGAUCGAUUCGAGCUCACCACCGGGAAGCUCAUGGUUGGGGCCGGGGCCGGGGGCUCAGCACAAGCGAAGGAGUUGGAGGAGAAGGAGAAGGAGAAUCAGAGGCUUCAGGCAGAAAAGGACAAGGAGAUUGAAGAGCUGAAGAAGCAGGCCAAGGAGAAGGAGGAUGAGCAGCUUGCCGCCAAGAAGGAGAACGAGGAGCUGAAGAAGCAGGGUCAGGAGAAAGACGACCAGCUUGCCGCCAAGGACAAGCAGAUCGCUAACCUCCGGAAUGCUCUCAGUGCAUUCGUCUAAUAUGUCUCCUGCAUAUGCAUGCAUGCAUGCAUGAAUCUCUAUAUACGUACGUGUGUUCUGUUGUUGUGUGUUUAAUUGGUACCUCCUGAUGAGGAUCAGUUGCCAAUCAAUUAAUAAACUGUGGCUUUGUGU